AUGUCGCGCUGUCGUAUCGGCAUCGAGCUUGAAUUCAUGGUGGCCUUCCACGACCAUGAAUCAGGCGCCAAGCGAGUGAAACCCAAGGAUGAUCGUUGGCCAGAUAGCUCCAACGCCUUUGUCGGCACAAAUGACAUAUAUGGCAACAAGGCCUGCCAAAAGGCCAUUUCCGCCGUCCUUGCCGGCAUCGGCCUGCCCACUGCCCGCAUGGGUGACACGGACGCCAUGCCUGACGACCCCGACCACGCCGACCGCCCCGACCGAGUCGUGCCUGUCCGCGGCAAGAGGGAAUUGCGUAUCUGGAAUCCAGUCUCAGCUAGUGGCAGCGUCAAGGAAGAGCAGUUCAACUAUUGGUUCGUAACUCAUGAAGCAAGUAUCGUAAGCGUCGUCAAUGAACGCAGCAUCACUGUCCCAGCCGGCUAUCGAUGGUAUUCUACAGAAAUCACAAGCCCAAUUCUCUCUGACCAGCAAGAGCUCGACGGUGGUCUGCCCACGCUCAGAAAGGCGCUCGCCGGCGUCCAAAACGAGGUCAAGAUCUGGCUCAAUUCGGAGUGCGGCCUUCACGUUCAUAUCAGCCCACCGGAUGCGGAGCUGGACAUUGUCGUGGCCCGGCGGUUGACUGCCCUAAUAUUCUUAUUAGAGCGCCCAUUGUUGCUCCGAGUAUGCCAUUCCGGUCGCUCGAACGCAGCGCACGCGCGGCUCAUAAGCUCAGACUCUGACAUAGCCAAGAAUCCCGUCCCAUCAGCCGGCCUAUGCGCGACCUACCUGUACGAGGUGGUUGAGCUCCGCCGAACGCUUCACGGGUCGAAAAGCCGGUGCCCUGAUGAGAUCCACACCUUCCAGGCUGUAUGCGCAAUCCUUUCGGCGCCUGAUUGUAAAAGCCUUGCAGAGAGACUGCGCGUGCCAAAGGUCGGCGGUGGUGGUGGCGGCAAAUGCGCACUUGCCCUAUCCAAGUUUGGCACCGCCGAGUUUCGUUACCCGGAGGCAAGCUUCGACGUGGACUACGUCUCCUCCUGGGUCAACGUAGUUAGGCGAAUCUUCGCGAUUGCAUCGGGACCGGACGCCGAGUACGCCGCGAAGCUCUGCGAGAUAUACGAGCUGGCUACGCGAGACGUACGCAUGGGCUGGAUAAACUUUGCUAAGGCCAUAGGACUCGGCGACGAGGCGAGUGUCUUCAAGAAGCGCAUAAGCCGGUAUGGUGCCGAUCUGAAGGACUUGGACCAGCCCACCGUCCUUCCGCGGGCAAACUAA
Purpureocillium takamizusanense is the source of this 1251-nucleotide messenger RNA. RefSeq lists its product as uncharacterized. The transcript has a single exon. The record is from RefSeq and is a predicted model, not a curated record. Bases 1 to 1251 code for a protein of 416 amino acids. Lineage: Eukaryota; Fungi; Ascomycota; Sordariomycetes; Hypocreales; Ophiocordycipitaceae.